AUAUCAUUCAAUUGCUUGAGAUAAAAUCAAAGUUAGAAUUCAUGAACUGUAACAUUCGAUUGUAAAAUUCCUUUGAACGAGAGCCCAAUAAGUAGAAAAUGAGGCAGUUCAUAAUAUUGAUUGUGUUAUUGUCAAGUACGAUCCCCUUUGUAUACUCUUCCGUUACUGAUGACUGUACUAUAACAAAAUUCUCUCAAGUUAACACUGUUCUGAGUAGCUGUAAGAAUAUAAUUAUUUCAAAUCUCCUUGUGCCUGGCGGAGAACAGCUUUUACUCAAUUUACAAAAUGGAUCCACUCUAACAUUUGAAGGUGUCACAAAAUUUGAAGUAUUUCACUGGGAAGGACCUCUGGUGAAGGUUGUAGGCGAUAAUGUAACGGUGGAAGGAGCUCCAGGUUCCAUAUUAAAUGCUCAAGGGGAAAAAUACUGGGAUGGUCAAGGAGGUGCAGGAGGUGUAACAAAACCUAGGUUCUUUUAUAUACAAACUACUGGAGGAUCAGUAUUCAGGAAUAUUUAUUUAUUAAAUUGUCCACUUUUUUGUCUCAUCAUUGCAGCUCAGGAUAUAUCAGUUACUGGCUGGGUCCUUGACAGUGUCGCUGGCGAUAAGGAUCUUAUAGCUUUGAACACGGAUGGUAUUGGGAUAUCAACCAACUCCAACAACGUUUUAGUAGAAAAUUGCACAGUUUUAAAUCAAGAUGAUUGUAUUGUCGUUAAUGCAGGUAACAAUAUAAGAUUCAGAAAUGUGCACUGUUAUGGAUCACACGGCUUGAGUUUCGCAGUAGGAUUUGGUAGCCAGAAAUAUAAUAAUUCUGUCGCUAAUGUAACAUUCGAAGAUUCUUUUUUGGCAAAUGGACUCUAUGGAAUCCACUUCAAAGUAUCUCCUAAUGGAAACGAAGGUCAUCUCCAAAAUAUUGUUUUCCGUAAUAUAAGAUUAUCAGGUAUUCAAGAAGAUGGGAUUUAUAUCCAGCAAGAUUAUGGUGACAUCGGAAAUUUGGGAAGUAAUAUGAAAAUACAUAAUUUGACUAUAGAAAAUGUAUAUGGAUCUGUCCAAGGGGAGUUAACAAGACCCAUUCAUAUUUUUUGUGGUAAUCACAGUACGUGUUACGAUUGGAAAUUUUCUGGAAUAAAUAUUAUAGGAGGAGGACCCAGCUAUUGUAAUUAUGAACCAGAAGGGUUCUCGUGUAACUAGAUGUUAAUAUACUAUUAUUCCAAAAUAUAUAUUUCCCACUCAACAA
Messenger RNA from Diorhabda carinulata, 1233 nucleotides. RefSeq names its product polygalacturonase-like. NCBI's taxonomy places the organism in Eukaryota, Metazoa, Arthropoda, Insecta, Coleoptera, Chrysomelidae. Gene Ontology annotation, biological process: pectin catabolic process. The record is from RefSeq and is a predicted model, not a curated record. Gene Ontology annotation, molecular function: polygalacturonase activity. Gene Ontology annotation, cellular component: extracellular region. The transcript has 4 exons. Bases 99 to 1187 code for a protein of 362 amino acids.